Molecule: messenger RNA, 252 nt
Organism: Bipolaris maydis ATCC 48331
Lineage: Eukaryota; Fungi; Ascomycota; Dothideomycetes; Pleosporales; Pleosporaceae
Source: RefSeq, a predicted model, not a curated record
ACCUACGAUAUUAUAGCUGACUUAAGUGUUUUGAACGAGUAAUAUGGCGUGUCAUGACAUGCCAACAUUGCUCCCCCUCCCCCCCUGUCUUUUUGUAAGUCUUGUAUUGGUCUUGUGUUGGUCUUACGUUUUUGUAUUACGACCGUCGGAUGCUAGCCCCGGAUGCAAAUGGGUAUUUUGCGAAGUGAAAAAAGGAGAGAGAAAAAGAAGGGGACAGAGAAAAGGAUACGAAAUGCAAACCAGGGUUUCAGG